GUGGAUGAUCAGCUACCAUCAUCAGUCUUUUAAACAAAAGUUCAAGAAGGUUUCACAGCAACUUUACUGUAGUCUACUUCCCCGACCGCUGACAUGUCUUCAAUGAAUAGCUGGUGGAUUACAUGCAUUGUUUUACUUCAUUCCGCUUAUUUGGGAUCUUGUGAUUCAGACUCUGGAAUAGCAGAUGGAGCCCAGCCUGAGCUCUUCAUUUUCCACCAGUCGUGCGCCCUGAAGAAGGACGAAGGGCCCUGCAAGGCAUUAAAGGAGCGUUUCUACUUCGACAUAGACACGGGCCGCUGUGAGGCCUUCGAGUUCGGCGGCUGCAGAGGCAACGCCAACAAUUUUGAGACCUUGGAGGCGUGUGAGGAAAUGUGCCUGGUGUCUGUUGACAAGAGUCCCUGUCACCUGGAGGAGGCUCCUGGGCCAUGUCGAGGUCUGGUAACUCGCUACUUAUUUGACAACCAGAGCCAGGAGUGCAAGCACUUCUACUAUGGAGGCUGCUUCGGCAAUGCCAACAACUUCAAGAGUAUGAAAGAGUGCCAGGCUAGAUGCCAGAACCCAGAAAACCCCACUGUGGCCCUUAAAUUGGAUGUGGCCCCUAAAUUGGAGGUCACCGUCCCAGAACCCCAUAGCCAGCCUAGUGUGCAGUCUCUCAAAGUAACUGACUUCAAUCCUCCGGACUUGUGUCUCAGUCCCAUUGACAAGGGCACAACAUGUGAUGGAGAGGAGAGAACUGAGAGGAGAUACGUGUACAACCCCAAGACAAAGAGAUGUCAGUCGUUGCGCUACAAUGGCUGCGGGGGCAACAAGAACAACUUUGUCCACAAGAGACACUGCAUGAAGAUGUGUAUGAAGCCAGAUCACCAUCACAAAGGGAGGGUCAUUCGUAUAAAGAAGAAGAACAGCAACAUCUUGUUUCGAUCUGUCUAAAUUAAGGCUUCAUAUUAUACCCUUCCUACUUCCUAUUAAACCCUUCCUACUUCCUAUUAAACACUUCCUACUUCCUAUUAAACCCUUCCUACUUCCUAUUAAACCCUUUCUACUUCCUAUUAAACCCUUCCUACUUCCUAUUAAACCCUUCUUACUAAUAUUAAACCCUUCCUAUUAAUGUUAAACCCUUCCUACUUCCUAUUAAACCCUUCCUACUUCCUAUUAAACACUUCCUACUUCCUAUUAAUAUUAAACCCUUCCUACUUCCUAUUAAACCCUUCCUACUUCCUAUUAAACCCUUCCUACUUCCUAUUAAACCCUUCCUACCUCCUAUUAAACACGUCCUACUUCUAUUAAACCCUUUCUACUUCCUAUUAAACCCUUCCUACUUCCUAUUAAACCCUUCUUACUAAUAUUAAACCCUUCCUACUAAUAUUAAACCCUUCCUACUUCCUAUUAAACCCUUCCUACUUCCUAUUAAACCCUUCCUACUUCCUAUUAAACACUUCCUACUUCCUAUUAAUAUUAAACCCUUCCUACUUCCUAUUAAACCCUUCCUACUUCCUAUUAAACCCUUCCUACUUCCUAUUAAACCCUUCCUACCUCCUAUUAAACACUUCCUACUUCCUAUUAAACCCUUCCUACUUCCUAUUAAACCCUUCCUACUUCCUAUUAAUAUUAAACACUUCCUACUUCCUAUUAAACCCUUCCUACUUCCUAUUAAUAUUAAACCCUUCCUACUUCCUAUUAAACCCUUCCCACUUCCUAUUAAACCCUUCCUACUUCCUAUUAAUAUUAAACCCUUCCUACUUCCUAUUAAACCCUUCCUACUUCCUAUUAAACCCUUCCUACUUCCUAUUAAACCCUUCCUACUUCCUAUUAAUAUUAAACCCUUCCUACUUCCUUUUAAACCCUUCCUACUUCCUAUUAAACCCUUCCUACUUCCUAUUAAACCCUUCCUACUUCCUAUUAAUAUUAAACCCUUCCUACUUCCUUUUAAACCCUUCCUACAUACACUACUUUUGAAUGAGUCUUUAUUUAUAUCAUUCUUAUUUGACUUUGGUAUGUCCUUGUAGUCUUGCAGCAAUUGUAUCAAAGGCUUGUUUUGGCCUAUUGUGUGAUGUUGUAUUGCUCAUUGUAACCUUUUAACACUUUGUAAGAAGAUGUUUUUAGUAAUAUCACAAUUGUAUACAUUUUUUUUACUGUCACAUACCAAAUACCAGUCUAUAAUUGUAUUUUUCUUUCUUCCUGAGGACACCAGACAAGUUGUUUUAUUGACAAAUGAUGAACAUUCAUUAUCCCAAAAGCACUGUACAUGUAAUAUCAUUCAAUAAAGUACAUUAUCUGUA
Molecule: messenger RNA, 2279 nt
Organism: Oncorhynchus mykiss (rainbow trout)
Lineage: Eukaryota; Metazoa; Chordata; Actinopteri; Salmoniformes; Salmonidae
Product: tissue factor pathway inhibitor
Biological process (GO): negative regulation of peptidase activity
Cellular component (GO): extracellular region
Molecular function (GO): serine-type endopeptidase inhibitor activity
Source: RefSeq, a predicted model, not a curated record